AUGGGCAUCAGACGUUGGAACUCUAUCUUUGGAUUUAUUUUUGGUUUAUUUUUAAGUUGGCUAAUUUUUGGAGGAAAUAAAGAAGUUGAAUUGAAUAGAGAAGAAGAAAAUUAUGGAGGAAGGGAAGGAGGAAUUCAAUUAGCUGAAAAUUGGGAAAGAAUAAUUUUGGAACAAAAACAUGAAGAGAAUGGACAAAAUAAUUUUGUUAAUCAACAUAUUAAGUUGAAUCGCCCUCGUUUUGCAGCAACAGAAUUGGGUAUUCGGCCAAACCUUUUAAUAUUUUUAUUGGCCCGUACGUCUACUGCCGCUUCCUUAUAUCAAUUAUUGUCUCGUAAAGUGCCUGUCAAAAUUUUGGUUUCUGCUGGUAAACUUGCUGCUUCUGAUUUUCCUUCAAAUUCUCAGCCAAUUAUUGUUCGUUCAGAUCCUGUUUCGUUGCUCAAUGCCAUUGCCAAUAUUUCUAUCAACAACUCAGCAAAUUGGUACUUACUUUUACCAGAUUCAACAUUUGUCAAUAUUUAUGAAUUAGAACGACUUGUAAAUUCACUUUUAUGGAAUUCCCCCGUCGCUUUUGGAUGGAAUAUUAACGAACUAAAAAAUAAAAACCAAAAUGAAGAAGAUGGAGGUCAUUGUCUUGUUGAAGCUGGAAUUUUAUUUUCAUCACCAGCAAUGAAUGUAUUAGCUCAAGGAAGGCAUUUAUGUAAUGGAUUGGCUUUAGGAGCUUCAGGGAAUGGAGAGAAUUUUGCUUUGGAAACGUGUAUUCGUCUAGCAGCGAAUCUAAGUUGUGUUUCAACAUUUCAAGGAUACGAGCAUCGUUGGUGGCGUGUUUCUUCUGAUGAUCAACAGAGCCUUUCUCCGUCUAUACAUGAUCAAAUUGAACGUCUUGCUCUCCUUCCUCUUUUCAAUAAUUCAUUAACUAUUUCUCCAUUACUUUCCGAAUUGGAUAUAUCUGCUUUAACCAAGCAUUUUUUAAAUGUUGAAUUUACUCGAACUGAAGAAGAAAUCAAAUCGUUAGAAGAAGAAACAGAAAAGUAUUAUUCAAAAGAAGAGACUGGAUGGCCUAUUGGAAUUAUGGAUGCUUCAAAACCAUUAAAUCGAUUUCAAGCUCCAGUAUGGGAAUUAGUUACUUCAGAUUGGAAAAGAUUUAGUAACAAUCCAGAAGAAAGCAGUGCUGAUUUGAGUGAAGAUGAACGUGUAGAAUGGACACAAGUAUUUAACGAAGCAUUAACUAAAAGCCAAUGUUUAAAUGAUGGAGCAAAAUUUGUUGAAGGAUACAAACAUUUCAACCCUACUCGAGGAAUUGAUUAUUUAAUUGAUUUGGAUUGCGAUAAUUCAGAAAUAUUUGAAACGAUACAAGUUAGCAGACCAAUACAUUCUACAAAAUUGUUGGAAAAAGUCCCUUAUGUUAAAGAGGAUCGAGAAAUUGCUCUUUUAGUCCCAGUCGAAACUCCAGCUCAAAUUUACAGUCUUCAUCCCCUUUUGCGUCGAAUUUUAUCAAUUUGUAUGUCUGGAGCAGUAGAAGGACGUCAAUUAAGAGUUUUGGUUGCUGCUAGAAAUGUUGAAGCAUUGCCCCUUCGAUUGUUGGGGGAAAACUUGGCAGAAAUGAGACGAAGAUGUCGUUCAAUGGAAUCAGACCUUUUACUUCUCAAACCAGAUCCAAAUUAUCGAACAACAAUAGAAUUAGCAGCAUUGGAUGAAGCGGUUGAUCGUUUUGGACAACAAAAUCUUUUCUUGCUUCUUUCACCAUUUUCUGAUUUUCAACCAGAUUUUCUUGAUCGAGUCCGGUUAAAUACAAUUCAACAUUUUCAAGUCUUUUUUCCUAUUGGGUUUACAGAAUUUAAUCAAAUUGUAACUGGAUUAACACCUAAAGAAGCUGAAGCAUUUGUAAUUCAUAAAGAUAGGGGAAGAUUUGAUUCGGAUGAUGAAUGGCCAGUAGCUGCAUUAUUUGGUGCCGAUUUUGCUUCAGCUCGUAUUCUUCAUCCAAAUGCUCGUUCAGUCGUUACACUUUUCCUCAAUCAAUCAAAUGUCCACAUUUUCCGUUCAGUCGAGCCUUCACUAAGAAUUAGACCACAUUUACGUGUUUGUACUUUUGAACAUUAUUACCCAUCUAUUGAACAAAGACAACGUUGUGAAAGACGUAGAAGAUUGGCACUUGGAACGAGAGCACAAUUAGCAAAACUUUUUCUUCUGGCAAUAACUCCGUCAAAUGGAUUCGCAUAA
This is a messenger RNA of Meloidogyne enterolobii, 2217 nucleotides long. Lineage: Eukaryota; Metazoa; Nematoda; Chromadorea; Rhabditida; Meloidogynidae. The record is from the annotation of a GenBank genome assembly.